AAAACAUUUUACAUCACAACUGCUGGAAAAGUAAAAAUAAAUAAGUGCAAUUAUGCCUUUGGAUGUGGAACAGGAGAAGGCUAAGCAGCCGCUUGACGAAGUCGAUUUCAGCAGCGGGUUCGAGACGCAAUACCUGCAGGAAUAUCGGCCUUCGAAGAUUGUGCGACCGGCACCGCCUGACCCGAGCCUUGCUUGGUAUCAUGAUUUUAAAUCGGUGGUGAUGGUUUGCUUUCUUUUCACGGUAUUGGUGACUGGUUCAGUGCUGCUGAUCGGCUCAAUUUUCUCGGCCGAUCCCACAACCGUGGUGGUACUCUUGGUGGCCUAUUUUGCUGUGGCACUUUUAUUUAUUUGGCUGGAAGUAUUCAGUAAACAUGUGCGUUGAAAAAUAAAACUACGGCAGUUAGAGUUUGAACAAGAUGUU
Messenger RNA from Rhagoletis zephyria (snowberry fruit fly), 421 nucleotides. RefSeq lists its product as uncharacterized. NCBI's taxonomy places the organism in Eukaryota, Metazoa, Arthropoda, Insecta, Diptera, Tephritidae. The record is from RefSeq and is a predicted model, not a curated record.